Molecule: messenger RNA, 2288 nt
Organism: Aphanomyces astaci
Lineage: Eukaryota; Oomycota; Saprolegniomycetes; Saprolegniales; Verrucalvaceae
Product: acetyl-CoA carboxylase, biotin carboxylase subunit
Exons: 9
Coding region: 37-2154 (705 amino acids)
Cellular component (GO): mitochondrion
Molecular function (GO): methylcrotonoyl-CoA carboxylase activity; ATP binding; metal ion binding
Source: RefSeq, a predicted model, not a curated record
UGGCAAUGCCGCCGCCAUUGUCAAAAGUACCUUGCGAUGCUGAAGCUAGGUCGCCGCGCGCUGACGUCGUGUCCGCUGGUCUCUCGAUGGAGCUCUUCCUUCGCGCGCAGUGAAGGCACGCCCAUGUUCUCUAAGAUUCUCAUUGCCAACCGUGGUGAAAUUGCAUGCCGCGUCCAGCGCACUGCCAAGAAGCUCGGUGUCCGCACGGUCGCCGUUUACUCGGAUGCUGACGCGAACGCGCAGCAUGUGAAGAUGGCAGACGAAGCGUACCGGUUGGGACCACCUCCUGCGGCCGAGAGUUACCUUCUCUUCGACGAAAUCCUCCGCAUUGCAAAGGAAUCCGGCGCCCAAGCGAUCCAUCCUGGGUACGGGUUCUUGUCUGAAAACGCUGCGUUUGCCAAGGCCUGUGCCACCGUGGGCGUCGAAUUCAUCGGACCGCCCGUCGCAGCCAUUGAAGCCAUGGGUUCCAAGAGUGCGUCCAAGGACAUUAUGAUUGCCGCGGGUGUGCCCGUCACGCCUGGAUACCACGGCGACGACCAAAGUUUCGAAAGGAUCAAGGCGGAAUCGGCCAAGAUUGGGUACCCCGUGCUAUUGAAGGCCGUGUUGGGUGGCGGAGGCAAGGGCAUGCGCAUUGUCGACCGCGAAGAAGACUUGAAGGAUAACAUGGAAGCGUGCGUCCGCGAAGCCAAGGCGUCGUUUGCAAGCACGGACAUCCUCGUGGAGAAGUACCUCCGCCGGCCACGUCACGUGGAGCUUCAGAUCUUUGGCGACAAGCACGGGAACGUCGUGCACUUGUUCGAGCGGGACUGCAGUGUCCAGCGCCGCCAUCAAAAGGUGUUGGAGGAAGCCCCGGCCCCACACAUGUCGGACGCGCUGCGCAAAAAGAUGGGGGACGCCGCCGUCGCCGCCGCCAAGGCCGUGGGGUACGUCGGUGCCGGCACCGUCGAGUUCCUCUUGGACGAAGACGAGUCGUUCUACUUUAUGGAGAUGAACACGCGGCUGCAAGUGGAACACCCAGUGACCGAGUUUAUCACCAAGCAAGAUUUGGUCGAGCUACAGCUCAAAGUUGCGGCUGGCCAGGCACUGCCGGUCCGCCAAGACGACCUCCGCAUCCACGGACACGCGAUCGAAGCGCGCAUCUACGCCGAAAACCCCUACAACAACUUUCUGCCCGGCAGCGGUACCUUGCACCACCUCCGCCUCCCGCCCCUCACCGACUCUGUCCGCGUGGACACGGGCAUCCUCCAGGGCGACGCCGUGUCCAUCUUUUAUGACCCCAUGAUCGCCAAGCUCGUCGUACACGCGCCCACGCGCAAGGAAGCGAUCGAAGGGCUCGUCCAAGCCCUGGGUCAAUACCAGGUUGUGGGGCUGCCCACAAACAUUGAGUUUGUCGCGCGGACGGCCGCGCACCCGGAAUUUAUCAAAGGCGGCGUCGACACGAGUUUCCUUCUCAAAUACGGCGACGACGUGCUGACCCCGUUUUCAACGAUUCCGUCGCACGCACCCAUCUUGACGGCGAUCUGGUUGGUCCUCAAGCAACAGCACCAGUCGCAGCGUUUUGCACCCAUCGUCUCGGAUGCUGGGUCUCCGUGGACGUUGCUCCAGAACUUUCGAUCUGUCGACACGUUUCACCGCACAUUUACGUUGCUUCACGACGACACCCCUAUCGAUUUGGACGUGGCGGCCACCACUUCUGACGGCAAGUCGUACAUUGUGAACGGGGCCAACGUCACAGUGCACCAUGUGGACUUUUCCACGGGCGACUUCAAACUCACGGUGGGCAACGAAACGUUUACGGGCACGGCGGUCGUGUUCAAGCAGGAUGUGCAUCUGUUCUGCGACGACGGAACCCUCGCGUACGAGUACAAGCUGCGUGUGCCCGAGCCAUCCUACGACAGCCAGGGCCAGAGUGCCGGCGGCGCCGCGUCGCUGGUCACGCCCAUGCCUGGCAAGAUCGUCAAGGUCAUGGCCAAAGCAGGUGAUGCCAUCGUCGCAGACCAGCCACUCUUGAUCAUGGAAGCAAUGAAGAUGGAGCAUGUGAUUCGGGCGCCGCGGGAUGGCGCUGUGGCCGACGUCAACUGCCAAGUCGGCGACUUUGUCUCGGACGGACAUGUGCUCGUGGAAUUGGCGCCUCUGCCCGACAAGGCGGCGUAGAGAUGUGUGUACCGACGACGAUGCAAAUGCAAGGAUGGAUGGAUGGAUACAUGAUGAUGGUGUUGUGCCUAAACCAAUCAAUACAAACUUCCCAUCCAAGUGGCUGUGCAUAUACAUGUAUUAUUCAUCUAGAG